This is a messenger RNA of Lachnellula hyalina, 660 nucleotides long. RefSeq names its product Ras-like protein (gene RAS). Gene Ontology annotation, molecular function: GDP binding; GTP binding; GTPase activity. The transcript has 3 exons. The record is from RefSeq and is a predicted model, not a curated record. The coding region runs from base 1 to 660 and encodes 219 amino acids. Gene Ontology annotation, cellular component: plasma membrane. Lineage: Eukaryota; Fungi; Ascomycota; Leotiomycetes; Helotiales; Lachnaceae. Gene Ontology annotation, biological process: signal transduction.
AUGUUGUUUGCUCCGCGCCCACAGUUUUUGAGAGAAUACAAGCUCGUCGUUGUUGGCGGAGGAGGAGUCGGAAAGUCCUGUUUGACUAUCCAGUUGAUACAGAGCCAUUUCGUCGACGAAUAUGAUCCCACAAUUGAAGACUCAUACCGCAAGCAAUGCGUAAUCGACGAAGAAGUCGCGCUUCUAGAUGUCCUCGAUACAGCCGGCCAGGAAGAAUACUCGGCGAUGCGCGAACAAUACAUGCGGACCGGCGAGGGCUUCCUGCUCGUGUACAGCAUCACCAGUAGACAGAGUUUCGAAGAGAUCAUGACAUUCCAGCAGCAGAUUUUGAGGGUCAAGGAUAAAGAUUAUUUCCCCAUCAUUGUUGUAGGCAACAAGUGCGAUUUGGAGGGCGAGAGACAGGUUUCUAAGCAAGAGGGAGAAGCACUAGCCCGUUCCUUCGGCUGCAAAUUCAUCGAGACCUCCGCAAAGUCGCGCAUCAAUGUCGACAACGCCUUCUACGACCUUGUCCGCGAAAUCAGACGCUACAACAAGGAAAUGGCCGGAUACACAGCCGGUGGCAGUGGAGGCGGUGGCAGUAAUGGGCAGAUGGGGAAGCUGGACGUUGGUGACGGAGAGGGCAAUGAUAGGGGGUGCUGUGGGAAGUGCGUGAUUAUGUAA